Melanotaenia boesemani (Boeseman's rainbowfish) is the source of this 2516-nucleotide messenger RNA. RefSeq names its product adenylate kinase 9-like. Gene Ontology annotation, molecular function: AMP kinase activity; ATP binding. Gene Ontology annotation, cellular component: mitochondrion; cytoplasm. Gene Ontology annotation, biological process: nucleobase-containing compound metabolic process. Lineage: Eukaryota; Metazoa; Chordata; Actinopteri; Atheriniformes; Melanotaeniidae. The record is from RefSeq and is a predicted model, not a curated record.
AAGCAAGAGGACAUCACAGCUAAGAGAAUAUUAGGCGAUACCAAGCAUUUUUGCCCUGUUGCCUUAAAAAACCACAACAUCCUGUGGCCAUGUUCAGAUGAAAUAGCUGCUAAGUACCGUGAAAAGUCCUACUUCUUGUCCAGCCAGGAUGCCAGAGACUCCUUCCUUCAAAAUCCUGCACAGUUUGUUGCACAUGACAAACCUCUUAAGCCUCCUGCCUUGAGAAUAUUUUUGCUGGGCAACAGAGGGUCAGGCAAGACAACUCAUGGUGCAUGGUUGGCACAGCAACUUGGACUCUUCCACAUUCAAUUCAGGGAGCUGCUCCAAAUGCUGAUCAUGGCCAAGACAAAGAAGCAAGUACCUUAUGCAGAUGAGUAUAUGUCUCUAGAAGAUGAUUCUGCAUAUUUGGAGGCCCAAAUACAAAAAGCCAGACAAGAACUCGAGAAUGAGACGGAGGAUAACUCUCACAACAUGGAUGGCGUGGAGCAGGAAGUGGAGCUUACUGAAAACGAAAUGGCCAUAAAAGCAUACCUCUCCAGUGAAGCUCCCCUGAGUCCAGUAAUCCUUGAUAUGGUUAUUCCACUAUACUGGAAACAAGAACCAUACCUAUCCACAGGCUUCAUUUGUCCUGAUCCUGAGGAGAUCCAGUACAUGGUGCAGAAACAACUUUUCCCUGAUGUUAUUGUAGUCAUGGACGUGGAUGUUACAGAUGCUCAGAAACGUCUGUUGCCAAACUACCUUAAAAAGUGGCAUGAUCUUCAGGACAAGCAAAAAGCACAGUUGAAACUCCUUCAGGAUCUACGCAAGAAAAAUCGGGAGGAGAAAAUGUCCAAAAGAAGAGCUGAACUCAUGGCAGAGCAAAGCCCUAUGGAAGCAAAAACCAAUUUUAGGUAUCAAGCUGACGAUGACGAGGAUCCAGAUAACAUAAAAGACAAAAUAGAGGCCAUACUGGAGGAGGAGUUUUCUGCAGAAGAGGAUGAUGAAGAGAUUGUGAAUGAGCCCACGGAUGAAAUUAUUGAGAGGCUAGAGAUGGAAAUAAAUGAACGCUUUCAAACUGAUGAAAACAUCCUUAUAACUGUGAUGUGUCUGGAGGUAGUACUCAUGAGUGCAGUCUGCAGCACUCGAGGGUAUGUUCUGGAUGGCUUUCCAAUGACUCUUGGGCAGGCAAAACUGAUGACUUCUCGGAGCAUCAUCCCCAUGAUAGUAGUUGAGCUUGAGCUGGGUACAGUGGAAGUGCUGAAGAGAGGCCAUGUAGACGAGAUGAACCCUAACAAGCCUCACCUGAUGCAUGACAGCUCUGAGAUCCUCCAGAUUAGGAAUUCCUGUUACAAGAAGGAGGUGGAGUACGUAAGGCAUUACUUCCAACAGCAACAUCAGAACUGGUUCAUCUUUGAUGGCUUAAAGAGCAAAUGGUGGAUCUGGAACCAUGUUUUAAAGGAGGUCAGCAUCAGCUUGAAAAUGAUCCACACCUACCUGGAGAGGAGGAAAAGUGGCAAAGCAGCCUCCAUCAACAGGCUGUGUAUCACACCCAACAAGCUUAACUGUGGAGAGUUUGGCCACUACUGCUCCGUCUGUCUGGCUCUACAUCACCACCUGGUGGAUUGCUCAGAAUCCACAGCCUUGACUCAUGAAGCUGAAUACAAGGGACGCUAUUACAAAUUGUGUGGUGAAAACCAUCUAGAGAAAUUCCUGUCAGCUCCUUAUCAGUUUGUGACACCUGGCUGCCCACACACCCUCCCACAACCCCACAUGCUGCCAAAAAAGCUGACCGAGAUUCAGGUCAGGGACAGGUUCCCACAGCAGGCUGACAUGAAAGGUUUUUGUCCUGUUACUUACCUGGAUGGAAACAGGAGAUAUGAAGCUCUGGUUCAAGGAAGGAUGGAAUAUGCUGUAGAAUACAGGGAACGAAUCUACAUUUUUGAGACAAGUCAGAAACGGGACAAGUUUUUGAGAGCUCCCGAAAUCUACUGGGAACAGAAACUGCCCAAUAAAGUACCACCUCUUUGUGAACCUGUGCUCCUCACCUCCCUACCAAUUCAGGGCUAUCUAGAACAAGGAAUCGCAGUACCAGUGAUCAAGGCCCUGACUGCUGCUGGGCGUCUCAAACCAAAGUAUCCCUUUCUCAGUGCCCAAAGAUCAGCUGUCCUCUAUGUAGCCUUAUAUUUGAAAGCUUUCAACAACAAGAGUACAGACUAUACCCGCCAUAUGUACAGAAAGAAGCUUGCCGCGUUUGAAGAAAACUGUGCACUCAUUCCUUACCUGAGCUCAGAAAUGAUAGGGAACUACAAACCUCCCAGUGAUCGUCCCAUUGCUUUUGAGUUCAAAAUGAAAAGGUUUCUGGCACUAGGAGUCUUGGGAGCCAGUGUGUUGUAGUUUUUUGUCCUGUUUUGCACAAUUGAGCACAGUCUGUUAUUGUAUUUCAUAUGGCAAGCUGUUGUGUACAUAAACAAAUAUGAUGUAAAAGUUACUGUUGUGAUCUCUUUAAAAUCAGUAAUAAAGCAUCCAUAGUCUGAGAA